AUGUUCACAUAUUACUAUGGACUGACCAACAACUACGGUGAUUUCGAAACCAUACCGUGGGAGAAACAGAAAACCCCCUCCAAACAUGACAAUCAUAAUGCCAUAAUAACCCGAAAACAGCCAACGGAAUGUUCUCUCUGCUUACACUUACGUCGUACUGCAACUGUAUUAGUGUGUCCUAUAAAGGAAUGCAGUGUUGACUCGUGUCUGUACCGUGUUUGUUGUGUCUCGAGCAAACGAUCUCGUGCCAUGUUUACCGCCAAUUGUUGGAUAAAUGUCAUUACACCAUGUACAAUAAUAGUUACGAUCGCCUAUUAUUUCUGCGUGUCGACUUUCAAGAAAUGGGAAAAGCUGAACGUGCCUUACAUUAAACCGAUUCCGUUGUUUGGAAACUUUUUGAAUAUAGCCUUGGGAAAGGACCAUCCGUUGGAAUUUUACAACAAAAUCUAUUACGAGUUCGCCGGUCGCAAAUAUGGAGGAUUGUUCCAGAUGAGGACGCCUUAUUUAAUGGUUCGCGAUCCAGAAAUAAUCAACGACGUGAUGAUAAAAGACUUCUCGUCUUUCCCCGACCGUGGUAUUUACUCGGAUUUCACGGCCAAUCCGUUGUCAAACAACCUGUUCUUCAUGGAGAACCCUCAAUGGAAAACAAUAAGAAACAAAUUGAGCCCCGCUUUCACGUCGGGAAAGCUGAAGACGAUGUACGAUCAGAUCAAAAAGUGCGGCGACGAAUUGAUGAAAAACAUCGAUAUAGAUUUAAAUAAAAACGGUAACGAAAUAGAGGUAAGGGACAUCCUGGGAAAGUAUUCGACCGACGUCAUCGGCACUUGCGCUUUUGGGCUCAAGCUGAACGCCAUAAGCGACGACGAAUCCCCAUUUCGUAAGUACGGCAAAUCAAUAUUCACACCUUCACUAAGGAUGCUUUUCAGAGAACUGUGUUUGAUGAUUACUCCUGCACUUUUGAAAGUCGUAAGAGUGAAAGAUUUUCCAACGGCCGCCACUGACUUUUUUCACGGGGCGUUUAAAGAAACGAUGGAGUAUAGACUUGAAAAUAAAAUAGUCAGAAAUGACUUCGUUCAUUGUUUAAUGCAAGCAAGAAAUGAUUUAGUUUUGAAUACCAAUUUACCUAAACAUGAAAAAUUCACUGAAACACAAAUCGUAGCAAAUGCUUUUGUAAUGUUUGCUGCUGGUUUUGAAACUGUAUCCACUACUGUAAGUUAUUCUUUAUAUGAAUUAGCAUUAGAUAAAUCUAUUCAAGACAGAGCACGCCAAGAGAUUCAACUAAAACUGUCCAAAAAUGACGGACAAAUUAACCAUGAAUUUUUGAUGGAUCUUAAUUACUUGGAUAUGGUUAUAGCGGAAACACUCCGUAAGUAUCCUCCACUGGUUGCUUUGUUCAGAAAAGCAUCACAAACAUAUAGAAUACCCAACGAUUCUUUAGUAAUUGAAAAGGGCCAAAAAAUAAUAAUUCCAAUUUAUGCAUUGCAUUACGAUAGUCAGUAUUACACGGACCCUGAAAAGUUUAUUCCUGAAAGAUUUUCGGCUGAAGAAAAAGCAAAACGGCCAAGUGGCAUUUAUCUUCCAUUUGGCGACGGACCUCGAAUGUGUAUAGGAAAACGUUUCGCAGAGAUGGAAAUGAAAUUGGCUUUUGUUGAAAUAUUAACCAAAUUCGAAAUAUUUCCAUGUGAAAAAACAGAAGUUCCUCUAAAAUAUUCUAAUAAAGUUUUAACAUUGAUGCCAAAACAUGGGAUUUGGCUAAGAUUUAAUAGAAUUAAUUGA
Macrosiphum euphorbiae (potato aphid) is the source of this 1776-nucleotide messenger RNA. NCBI's taxonomy places the organism in Eukaryota, Metazoa, Arthropoda, Insecta, Hemiptera, Aphididae. The record is from the annotation of a GenBank genome assembly.